AUGACAUCAGUAAACCGAGCAGCCUGGAUCCCCGGGAAAAAGGUCCUAUCAUACAAAGACGGCGACUCCCGCCAUAGCUCUGGCCAGGUCGUAAUCAAAAACACUGCCGUGGCCAUCAAGCCUUUCGACUGGGUGUUACAGUACGCCAGCCCAGCACUUGCCGGUUAUAUCAAGAAUUCAUUCAUCUUCAGCGCCGAUGUUGCCGGUGAAGUCGUCGAGGUCGGCCCCGACGUGGAGCGUUUCCGAGUAGGCGACCAAGUCUGCGGUAGUACUGCAGCCAUUGCAAAAAGAGGUCAACCGUCCGGCCGAGGGAGCUUUCCAGCUCUAUACGGUAAUGAGACAGAACAUUUUGACGCCGAUGAACAGGCCAGUAUAUUGGGACUGGGUCUUGGAACUGCCGCAUACAGCCUCUUCCACCCGGAUUAUCUGGGUCUCGACAUGCCUCAGAUCCCAGCACCUACUAAAGCUGUAGAGAAGUCAGGCUUGUCACGCACUGUUAUCAUCACUGGUCCCAUGUCCAGGCGCGAAUGCGGAAUUCCUUUAUUAUCUUUUCGCAUCGGUAAACUUGAUAUAGUGCAUUGA
Messenger RNA from Penicillium hordei, 582 nucleotides. RefSeq lists its product as uncharacterized. The coding region runs from base 1 to 582 and encodes 193 amino acids. The transcript has a single exon. The record is from RefSeq and is a predicted model, not a curated record. Gene Ontology annotation, molecular function: oxidoreductase activity, acting on NAD(P)H. NCBI's taxonomy places the organism in Eukaryota, Fungi, Ascomycota, Eurotiomycetes, Eurotiales, Aspergillaceae.